This is a messenger RNA of Carlito syrichta (Philippine tarsier), 1133 nucleotides long. RefSeq names its product mediator complex subunit 20 (gene MED20). The transcript is spliced from 4 exons. The record is from RefSeq and is a predicted model, not a curated record. Gene Ontology annotation, cellular component: mediator complex. Lineage: Eukaryota; Metazoa; Chordata; Mammalia; Primates; Tarsiidae. The coding region runs from base 68 to 706 and encodes 212 amino acids. Gene Ontology annotation, biological process: regulation of transcription by RNA polymerase II. Gene Ontology annotation, molecular function: transcription coactivator activity.
UUGAUGUGGGCAGACGGAGAGUCCUGCGAUUUGACUCUUUGAUCCUGCCUCCUCCUGGUCUGACGCCAUGGGAGUGACUUGUGUGUCCCAGAUGCCUGUUGCUGAGGGCAAGAGUAUCCAGCAGACUGUGGAGCUUCUCACCCGGAAGUUGGAGAUGCUUGGGGCAGAGAAGCAAGGGACAUUUUGUGUGGACUGUGAAACUUACCACACAGCUGCCUCUACUCUUGGCAGCCAAGGUCAGACUGGGAAGCUGAUGUAUGUGAUGCACAACUCAGAGUACCCAUUGAGCUGUUUCGCCCUCUUUGAGAAUGGCCCUUGUCUUAUUGCUGACACCAACUUUGAUGUGCUCAUGGUAAAGCUCAAGGGCUUUUUCCAGAGUGCUAAGGCCAGCAAGAUUGAGACCCGAGGCACCCGUUACCAGUACUGUGACUUCCUGGUGAAGGUGGGCACAGUCACAAUGGGGCCCAGUGCCCGGGGCAUCUCUGUGGAGGUGGAGUAUGGCCCCUGUGUGGUAGCUAGUGACUGCUGGAGUCUGCUGCUUGAAUUUCUACAGAGUUUUCUAGGCAGCCACACACCAGGGGCUCCUACAGUAUUUGGGAACAGACAUGAUGCAGUCUACAGCCCAGCAGAUACCAUGGUCCAGUACAUGGAACUCUUCAACAAGAUCCGCAAACAGCAGCAGGUGCCAGUGGCUGGGAUUCGUUAGGGACCAGCAGCUGCCAGCUGAGUUAUCACCAGGUGUGCUGCACAGGAAGAGCAGGUGGUGCACUCUCAGGUCCCUGGACCCCAGAAACCCAGGGCAGACACAGGCUACUCUCUCUCUUUGGUUCCCAGCUGCGGCUUUUGGUCUGGGGAUCUGGACUUCCCUUCCCUGACCCUCACACACAGCCCCCCAACAGUUGCUUUACCCCAUGCCUUAUUGGAUUUGGCCUGUCCUCAAGAAUGGUAAUUAUGAAGAAUGGAGACGUUUGGACCUUUCCUGCUUAAGGGAAAAGGUAGGAUGGGGUGUCCCUGCCUAGUGUUGGUGGGGAAAAACAGUCUGUGUCCCCAACUACAAAACUGCAAACAUGCUGUGUUUUGUGUUUGGGCUGUGCUAUAAUAAAACCUCUUCCUUUACUCAAAGGAUUUGACUA